AUGCAUACCGCUCUCAGUGCGCUUACAGCUGCGAGGCUUCAGCUGGUGGAGCUGAUCUUGCCUGCAGGGCAAAUCAAGACGUACACCUCUGGGGGGUCUGUCGGCUUCAAGAACGCCAACAAGAGCUCGCCGCUCGCCGCCGAGCGCGCCGCUGCGGAGCUCGCACGGAGGGCGCUCGAGAAGGGGUACUUCUCCGUCAGCGUGCAGCUCAAAGGCAUGGGGCGCAACAAGCAGAUCGCGGUGCAGGCGCUGGCGGCGGGCGGCGUGUCGGUGACGCAGCUGCGGGAGGUCACGCCGACGCCGUACAACGGCUGCAGGCUGCCGCGCAAGCGGCGCGUGUAG
Monoraphidium neglectum is the source of this 342-nucleotide messenger RNA. Its product is annotated as Ribosomal protein S11. The record is from RefSeq and is a predicted model, not a curated record. Lineage: Eukaryota; Viridiplantae; Chlorophyta; Chlorophyceae; Sphaeropleales; Selenastraceae. Bases 1 to 342 code for a protein of 113 amino acids. The transcript has 2 exons. Gene Ontology annotation, cellular component: mitochondrial small ribosomal subunit; ribosome. Gene Ontology annotation, molecular function: small ribosomal subunit rRNA binding; structural constituent of ribosome; mRNA 5'-UTR binding. Gene Ontology annotation, biological process: maturation of SSU-rRNA from tricistronic rRNA transcript (SSU-rRNA, 5.8S rRNA, LSU-rRNA); ribosomal small subunit assembly; translation.